AUGCUGGAAAUCGGUGUUCAACGCAAGGACGGAGUCGUCUCGUCGGAGGCUCGCAACGUCCCUAUUCCGGAACCGGCCGAGAAUGAAGUGUUGAUCAAGGUGGUCGCAACAGACUCGAAUCCAAAGGACUGGAAGGCAAGUGCACGGCCAGUGAAGAUCAACCAAGGCGACGAUAUCGCCGGCACGGUCCACAAAGUCGGGAAGAAUGUCCACGACUUCAAGCCCGGCGACAGAGUUGCCGCCUUCCAUCGAAUGUUCGCCCCGUCGGGAUCCUAUGCUGAAUACGCUAUCGCACCCGCUUCGACAACAUUCUUCUUGCCUCCUAAUACCUCCUUCGAGUCCGGAGCUACCCUCCCGCUUGCGAGCAUGACGGCUGCUUUAGCUCUUUACCAACACCUGGGUCUGCCGGCACCAUGGAACCCGGUGCCCAAGGGCAAGCGAGUGCCAUUGCUGAUCUACGGUGGGUCUUCGGCUGUCGGGACGUUUGCCCUCAAGUUCGCCAAACUGAGCGGUCUCGGCCCCAUCAUCACCAUCGCAGGCGGGGGUGCAGAAUUCGUCAAGUCCAUAAACGCUGCCGAUUAUAUCGUCGACUACCGCAAGAAGAACGUUGUGGCCGAUGUCCAGAAGAUCCUGGAUGAUGAGGGUGUCAAACUACACCACGCCUUUGACGCCGUCUCUGAACACGAUAGCUGGAAACAUGUCCUUGACCUUCUGGACAAGGAAGGUUCCGAGCGCGGAAAGAUUACCAUGGUCGAUCCUCCUGAGCCUAUGGUAUCCGAGUGGCCGCAGGGUCUUGAGUUCAGUCGGGUCUUUGUUUCAUCGGCAUAUGGGGAGCCGCAUCAAUGGUGCAACGAGGAGCAAGCAAAGGUCCAUCGAGACUUCGCCUACGUCUUCUACAGGUACAUGACGCUCCUCCUUGCUGAGGGUAGAUUCGUCCCACAUCCGUACGAAGUGCAGCCCGAUGGUCUCCUGGCGGUUGAAAAGGGUGUGCAGGCGCUGUAUGACAGGAAGGUCUCGUCGAAGAAGCUUGUCUACAGAGUUGCGGAUACACCUGGCCUGGACAAGUAUCAGUGA
Messenger RNA from Cladophialophora yegresii CBS 114405, 1074 nucleotides. RefSeq lists its product as uncharacterized. The record is from RefSeq and is a predicted model, not a curated record. Lineage: Eukaryota; Fungi; Ascomycota; Eurotiomycetes; Chaetothyriales; Herpotrichiellaceae. Bases 1 to 1074 code for a protein of 357 amino acids. Gene Ontology annotation, molecular function: oxidoreductase activity, acting on NAD(P)H. The transcript is spliced from 4 exons.